AAGCUAAGUAUCACAAACACAAACACAAAGACCAAUCCCAUCCCAAUUUUUAUAAAACCCAUACUUCAUCUUCAUUUCAACUCCCAAACAUGGCUAGCCAAAACCGAGAGUUGCAUGUAUUCUUGUUCCCUUUCAUGGCUCAUGGCCACAUGAUACCAGUCUCAGACAUGGCCAAGCUAUUGGCAGCUCAAGGAGUGGAGACAACCAUAAUCACAACCCCUCUAAACGCCCCAACAUUCUCUAAAGCCACCCGAUCAAGAAAAACCAACUCCGGCAGCUGCGGCAUCGAAAUCAAAAUCAAAACCAUCAAGUUCCCUUCUCAAGAGGCUGGGCUGCCAGAAGGGUGUGAGAAUCCGGACUCACUUCCCACACCAGAAUUAGCCAGUAAUUUCUUCAAAGCAGUGGGCUUGCUCCAAGCACCACUCGAACAGCUUCUGCUUGAAGACCAGCCAACCUGCCUUGUGGCGGACAUGUUUUUUCCUUGGGCAACUGAUGCCGCUGCAAAAUUUGGCAUUCCAAGGCUGGUAUUUCAUGGGACUAGUUUCUUUGCUUUGGCUGCAUCAGAUUGUGUGAGGCGAUAUGAGCCUUUCAAGAACACUUCAUCUGAUUCAGAACCCUUUGUGAUUCCUAAUCUUCCUGGGGAGAUCAAGAUGACAAGAGCCCAGCUGCCUGAUUUUAUUAAGGACAAUAAUGAAAAUGACUUGACCCGGUUGCUGAAACAGUCCAAGGAAGCUGAAGUGAGGAGCUACGGGAUUGUUGUCAACAGUUUCUACGAGCUUGAAACAGUUUAUGCAGAUUAUUACAGAAAGGUGUUGGGAAAGAAGGCAUGGCAUAUUGGUCCCCUUUCUCUGUGCAACAGGGACAAUGAAGAAAAAGCAUACAGGGGAAAGGAAGCAUCCAUUGAUGAGCAUGAAUGUUUGAAGUGGCUUGAUUCAAAGAAACCCAAUUCAGUGGUUUAUGUUUGCUUUGGGAGUGUGGCCAAAUUCAAUAAUUCUCAACUGAAGGACAUAGCACUUGGGCUUGAGGCUUCUGGGCUAGAAUUCAUUUGGGUUGUGAGGAAAGGCAAAGAUGAUGAUGAUGUGGGCAAAGAGGAUUGGUUGCCUGAAGGGUUUGAAGAGAGGAUGGAAGGAAAAGGGCUAAUCAUAAGAGGGUGGGCUCCACAAGUCCUGAUUCUUGAUCAUGGUGCUGUUGGGGGUUUUGUGACUCAUUGUGGGUGGAAUUCCACAUUGGAAGGAAUUGCUGCUGGGCUGCCUAUGGUGACAUGGCCAGUGUCUGCAGAGCAAUUUUACAAUGAGAAGUUGGUGACCCAAGUGCUGAAAAUUGGAGUUGGUGUUGGUGCUCAGAAGUGGGUUAGGGUUUUGGGAGACAGUGUGAGGAAGGAAGCUAUUGAGAAAGCUGUGACUCAGAUUAUGGUUGGUGAAGAAGCAGAGGAAAUGAGAAACAGAGCCAGGGUACUGGCAGAGCAGGCAAGGAGGACUAUUGCAAAAGGAGGAUCAUCGCAUUCUGAUUUGAACGUUUUAAUUGAAGAGUUGAGUUCCCAAAGUUAAAUUGGUACCAGAUAUUCAAAUAAGACUUCACUUUAUAAAUGUAUAUUGUGAAAAUACUUGAUGAAUACUUAGAAUCAUACAGUCUUAGCUAGAACAUUUAUUCAUAAAAGAAUGAUGCAUUUUGAAGAUUGGUUUCUCUGUUCCAUUAUUUUUCAUAGUUUUGACUAAAAGUUGUUUGUUUUUUUAUUUUGAA
Messenger RNA from Prunus mume (Japanese apricot), 1740 nucleotides. Its product is annotated as scopoletin glucosyltransferase-like. NCBI's taxonomy places the organism in Eukaryota, Viridiplantae, Streptophyta, Magnoliopsida, Rosales, Rosaceae. The record is from RefSeq and is a predicted model, not a curated record. Gene Ontology annotation, molecular function: UDP-glucosyltransferase activity.